GAGUGCAUCUUCUAUAAAAGCGCUUGCCUUUCUCCCGCCCGCGACUCCUUGGAACGUUGUCGCCUUCGUCAACCGUUCGUCUAGCCACAAUGUCGAAUAAGAUUGUGCCUCCCAUUUACCGAGCUAUCAUAGACGAUGUCAUCCAUGCGAUAAAACCAGAGUUCGAUGAAUACGGAGUUAGCGAAGAAGUUCUCGCUGAGCUGCAUCAUAAAUGGCAGACGAAAGUCAUGCAGUCGAAUGUGGCAGAGUUCGAGACGCCGCCCCCUGCCCCACAGAUGCCUUCUCAUCCGUAUCCUCCUCCGCAUACCAUGCAUAUGGUGCCACAGCAUUAUCCGUCGCCUUACAUGCAUCACUCGGGCCAGGGGCAGCAGCCUCAGGUGAAAACAGAACCAGUUGAUGGUCGGUACAUGCUGGGCCCUCAGGGCAUGCCGCCGUACGCGCUGCCUACGUUGCCUGGCCCUCAAAUACCAGGCGGCCCAAGACCGCCUCCCCAGCAACCUGGAAUGAUGGCGUUUCCGCCUGGCGCUCCUCCGGCAGGCGCUCGCCCGUAUGCUCCUCCUGGUCCCCAACUUCAAGUAGGAGGACAGCAGCAGCAGCCUCAGCAGCAGCAGUCGCAACCACAGGCCCAGCCGCCUCAACGGCCCUCACCGCCUCAGCGCAUACCACAGACUGACGGCCCAUCUUCAUCUUCGUCUGAUUCGCCUUCACCGCCUCCCUCGCAUGCUCCUCGAUCCACGCACCCGUCGCUGCCCACUAUGCCGUCAGCUUCUCAGUCCACGACUGCUGAAGAUGACGAGGCCAUCAACAGUGAUCUGGAUGAUUCCGAUACGGAGGAGGAAGACGAGAAUGACGAAGGAGGUUCAGGUGACACUGAUAUCGUCUUCUGCACGUACGAUAAGGUCGCAAGAGUGAAGACGAAAUGGAAGUGUAUCCUGAAGGACGGCAUAGUCCAUGUCAACGGUAAGGACUACCUGUUUUCGAAAUGCACAGGCGAGUUCGAGUGGUAACGACGCUCAUGGAGAAUCUUGGUACUCGGUGUAAUAUCUCAUUUCAAGUCGAUUUUGCAUUUGAUGCAACCCCCACUUGUGCAUUCCACGAACCCCUAUGUAACCGCGCACGUCCUCGUAUGGAUUCCGAUACAGCAAUACAUUACAUUCUAUUACAUC
Molecule: messenger RNA, 1166 nt
Organism: Gloeophyllum trabeum ATCC 11539
Lineage: Eukaryota; Fungi; Basidiomycota; Agaricomycetes; Gloeophyllales; Gloeophyllaceae
Product: transcription factor IIA, alpha/beta subunit
Exons: 5
Coding region: 90-1007 (305 amino acids)
Biological process (GO): transcription initiation at RNA polymerase II promoter; transcription by RNA polymerase II
Cellular component (GO): transcription factor TFIIA complex
Source: RefSeq, a predicted model, not a curated record